This is a messenger RNA of Helicoverpa armigera (cotton bollworm), 4713 nucleotides long. It is a transcript of the gene Mondo, whose product is annotated as MLX-interacting protein. The record is from RefSeq and is a predicted model, not a curated record. Gene Ontology annotation, biological process: regulation of transcription by RNA polymerase II. The coding region runs from base 614 to 3118 and encodes 834 amino acids. The transcript is spliced from 17 exons. Gene Ontology annotation, molecular function: protein dimerization activity; DNA-binding transcription factor activity, RNA polymerase II-specific; RNA polymerase II cis-regulatory region sequence-specific DNA binding. NCBI's taxonomy places the organism in Eukaryota, Metazoa, Arthropoda, Insecta, Lepidoptera, Noctuidae. Gene Ontology annotation, cellular component: nucleus.
AAACACGCAAAACGACUAGGGCAUCAUACAUAAGAAUAUGUCAAUUUUGCAUACAAGAGCCUGCUACACCGGUUGAUGCAAACAUAAUGUAUGUUACAGCAAAGUGCGUUAAGCAAUACGUUGCCAUUCUUUCAAGCCUGCUACAUAUUAAAGUUGAUAUCAAUAUCAAAUUUAUUGUAACAAAUUGCUUUUCUAAUUUACCUUCUGCCUUGUAUUUGUACAAGUAGAAACAGUUGAUAAGAUAGGCUAUGUUUCUUUCUUAUCAAGCUGUUAUUUGCAAUAAGCUUAAGAUCACAUAUUGAUAGUGAUGCUGAUAACCAGCUUACCACUUGAUUGUCUGACAAUUUGUUUCCACUGUGCAGCACAGUUCUACAAUAUUGUCUCCACCUUUGACAAAUAUUUAUUUUUCUUUUUUUGUAAUAAUGGAUAUUUUAAAUUAUUCCAAAGUUAAAAUGCUUCUCAUUAGUUCAAGGACAUUUAUAGUUAACAUUAGUAUGAUAGUUAAUUUAUGUAACAUUAGUUUGUGACUGGGUGAACGCGGGAAGAGCAUGGUAUAAAACUCCGGUGGAAGGACAAGAUUCGACUCAACAACGUCAUAUGGCGGUGCUGGCACAUGCAGUUUAUAAAGAAACAAAACACAUUGGUUUGCCAAUUCGCUUCCCCGCUUGAUGUUGACACACACGUUAAACCAGAGGCAACAAUUUUAGAAGGUAAAUAUUGGAAACGAAGAGCAGAAGCGGUUAUAGCAGAAUAUAAAAAAUGGCGCAAGUUUCAUAUCAUGCGACUCCUUGGAAAAGGAGACACAUCCGUUCAGGACACGAUAUCGGACAUGGACACGGUGGAAUCGUUCUCGCAGUGCAGCGACCUUGCAGGCAAUAUGCUAACAGACGAGGACUAUCUCAACUUCAUGACUGACACACUGUUCUCCACCAUCAGCAGCCACCAACCCUUCGCCUUCCCAGACUGCAGGGAAAUUGCUAGAGGCGCAAGUUUAGCAGAUUUCAUUCAACCAAGUUUAGGCCCUCUGCAACCUAAUCUGGAUGAUUUUAUGGACACAUUGGAACCGCUACAAGAUUUAUUGACGCCUAGAUUGUUACCGCCAGUACCGGAGGAAUCGGCGUUAACGUCGGAGGAAUCAAUGUACCGAGGUGGUAUGUCCGUGGACACGUACUCCCCGCAGAGUUUCAUGAGCAGCAACCAGAGCAACACCGCAGUCACGAUGCCGACCAGUCAGAUGUCUUUGCACGGCACCAACAACAAUACUCAAAUGAUGGCGAUGGCAGAGCAGUCGAUAAAGAAUGAGCAGCAGAUGGGAAUGUACGACAACGGGCGGCUGUUCACGCAGUCCGAACUACAGAACAAUAUGAUGAAUGCUCAAGAGAUGAUAUCUCCAUAUCAACCGAUCACUUAUGAACAGCAGAACACGGCACAGUCAGACCAACAAAUGCAUAAUGUUUACGUUGGAAAAUCGUCUAGGUUACAAUAUGUUAAUACUCCAAAAAUCGUUACGCAAUCUGAACCUUGCUAUAAUAAAUAUACAACAGGUGUACCGCCAUCACAAACUGCUCCGGAAACAGUAUCGUUGCUGCAGCAGCCAUUACAGAAUUCUAAAUACGCUUCAACUAUCGUGAUACAAGGGCGGGGUGGGUACGCCCGAGAGAAGCCCAGACAGAGGGUGUCUCACUACUCAGGCCAAGUUCAGAACAAUCAGUAUCAGAGUUACGGCCAGAGCAUGAGUCAGGGCGGGCCGCCGGUGUCGCCGCAGGGCUACGAGUCGCGCUCCGUGGGCUCCCGCCAGGCGUCGCCGCAGAUGCAGUACUUGCAGCCGAGUCCUGUGGACUCGUAUAAGGCGAAGAACGUGUCCUCCUCGGUGAAUCCCCGUUCGUUUAAGAUGCCUUCUCCACCACUGGUUCCCGCUACAGCUCCACAGAUGUCGAGCGUGGCGAGUUCGAGUGGCGGCGUGGUGUCGCGCGUGAACAAGGAGCAGUUCCGGUCGCACAGCCUGCCGCUGGGCUCGCAGCUCAACCCCGACUGGAGCGUCAGCACGCCCGCGCCGCCCGCGCCUGCGCCGCCCGCGGUCGAGGCGCCCGCCAAGCACAUCGCCAGGGGUCGCGAGUCGAACCCUGGCGGCAUUCGCAUUCGUUCACGUUCGUCGUCGAGCGGCGUGGCGGAGGCCGCGGCCGGCGGCGGCAGCGCGGGCCCGGCGCCGCCCGCGCGUCGCCCGCCGCCCCUCACCAGCGUCGCCUCCGAGCCCACGCUGCCGCAAGCUAGCGUAAUGCUCGCGCAGCUGCUCUCAGCGCAACACUCCCAAAGCUUGUACAAGCUGAACAGUUCGGAGGAUGGGACUGGGUCGGACCCCACCAAGUCUCCGAUCAGGCGAGCGCAGCCCUCGCCUAUCGGCAGCGAUGUCAUGUCGCCGCAUCACGUGAGUAACUGGGAGUCGCUGUCGCCGCCGACGUCGCCGGGCGCCGGGUCUCCCCGCGCGGGCAGUCCGCGGGAGCCGCGCCGCACGCACUUGCACGCGGAGCAGAAGCGUCGCUACAACAUCAAGAACGGCUUCGACACGCUGCAGGCUCUCAUACCGCAUCUUAAUACUAAUCCCGCCGCUAAGAUAAGUAAAGCUGCCAUGCUACAGAAGGGUGCCGAGUAUAUAAAGCAGUUGAAGGCUGAGAGGAAUCAGAUUAAAGAGGAAAUGGAGAGCUUACGACAGCAGAUAGAAUGUUUGAACAAUUCCAUUACUAACUGCCACUCGCUGCUGCCGGCGACGGGCGCGCCGGUGUCCCGCGCCCGCUCGGGCCGCCUGCGCGAGAUGUUCGCGCGCCACGUCGCCAACCGCACCAUGCAGAAUUGGAAGUAUUGGCUGUUCAGCGUAGUGAGCGCGGCGCUGGUGGAGUCGUUCAGCGCGUGCGUGUCGUGCAGCAGCGCCGCCGACCUCGUGCGCACCACGCUGCUGUGGGCCGAGCAGCACUGCUCGCUCGUCGAGAUGCGACCAGCGGUGCUGAACUCUUUGCGCGUGCUGUGCACGACCACGGACAUCCUGACGAGUCCGGAGCGUCUGCCCGAGGAGGCGCGGGCCGCGGUCGCCGCCAGCGCCGCCGUCAAGACCGAGCCCACGUAGGCCACAUACGUUCUAAUCUCGACAAUUCGCUAGCGAGUCGUCACUAUUGAAGUUACAACAGCUAAUUUCCCUCAGUGACAUUUAGGGAGUCGGCGAAGUUAGUGUCAACCUCGAUUGGUAGCCGGAGUGUUGUGUCGAUCCAGAUUGUUAUUCGGCCGCAAACAAGUUGAAUAUAAAUAAAUAUUAAGCAACUUAAGUCACGUUUGCAUGGAGGCCAUGUGCUCAUUUAUUUGUAUUCAACAUCUUUCGGCCAAUGUAUUUAUGUGUAUCGAUCUACUUUUGCCUAAGUUUUAACUCUGCCAUUUACUGUUUGUUAAAAUACCUCACGUUAAACAUGAUUUUGCUGUGAAGUUGUUACUUUGUGGGAAUGAUCAUAAUGUUUCAGUUUUUUUCAUGUAGCCGGGCGUUGCUUUUGAGUGGCAAAUAUUUUCUACUGGUCUCAUGUUAAAAUAUUCACGUUGAUAUCAUUUCAGCUAAACUUACUAUUAUUCUGACUUGUUUAAACACUGCCCGGUAUCAAGUGUAAGCUUAUAUCUAAAUUGUUACCUCUUUUAAUGUGAUUUUCGGAGUUUGUGUGAGAAAUUUUGGUGUAAAACGAUUUAACAAAAAAAAAAAAAGAAAAAAUAUUAUUAUAUUUUGGUCACGAUGUUAAAAAAAAUAUUUAUAUAAAAUUUAGAAAGGGAUUGAUGUAAAGGAACGGUAAAAGUUAAUUACUUAUGUAGCAUCACAAAAAAGAAGAAAUCGUGUAUUUUAAAUACACAUUUUAUGUGAAUUGUACAACUGCGGUCUAAUUAAUAUUUUGAACAGACACCACUUAUUAUGUAAAUUCUAGCGGAGCGUCCGCUGUCUAUGUUGUGAAGGUGAAAUUGAAGUGUCCUAAUCUAGUGCCUUGUACGUCGUAGAUAAUUCAAUUGUUGUUAUAAACAUACAUAGUCGCUUGUUGUUCUCUCGAUGUUUCUUAAAGAUUGAACAGAGAUGCACGACACUCAAUUAAUAUUGUCACAUAUUGAUGGUCAGUUGUUUAUUGUAGUUUGCACAUUCGUGUCUGUUGCGAAUUCCAAUAUUGUCUUUUAAAAUCUAACCAUAAGACUCAAAUCAUAAGACCUCUAAGGGUCCGAGGCUCCUAAUAUCGGCUGUAGUAAUGGCCGAUGGAUAGGGCGAAUGAAACGAAAUACUUUUACCAAAGAUAUAACAGCCGUAGAGCGCAUAGUUGAGUGCGCAACCAUGUUGUAUAAUAUGUGGCCGUCCUGUCCGAUAUCACGUCAAUACCAAUGUAGCUCGUAAGAAACAAUGAAUUUAUUGAACUUGUCGAGAUUUAAUUUAGAAUUGUCUAAGUGUAUUUACGUAAGUACUUUAAGUAAAUAUUUUUAUAUUGUGUGAAAACACAAAUGUUUUUAUAUAACUAUAUAUAAAUCGGUGCCAACGUAAAUAUUGUUGUAAUUUGUUAUGUAGUGAUAUAAUUUUAUGAAGUAUCGUUGACUGUGGCAGCACGUUGUCGUUUGUUGGCGUCGGCGCUGCGCCUGCGCCGCGCUCGUGAGCUUUAAAUGAGGUUAAGUGCAAUUGUUGUUCUAUUGGAAAUACAAUCUGGAAACUAA